Messenger RNA from Saccharomyces cerevisiae S288C, 702 nucleotides. RefSeq names its product clathrin light chain CLC1 (gene CLC1). The record is from RefSeq and is marked reviewed. Gene Ontology annotation, cellular component: clathrin coat of coated pit; membrane; clathrin coat of trans-Golgi network vesicle. Bases 1 to 702 code for a protein of 233 amino acids. Gene Ontology annotation, biological process: vesicle-mediated transport; intracellular protein transport. The transcript has a single exon. NCBI's taxonomy places the organism in Eukaryota, Fungi, Ascomycota, Saccharomycetes, Saccharomycetales, Saccharomycetaceae. Gene Ontology annotation, molecular function: structural molecule activity.
AUGUCAGAGAAAUUCCCUCCUUUGGAAGAUCAAAACAUUGAUUUCACACCCAACGACAAAAAAGAUGACGACACCGAUUUUUUAAAAAGAGAAGCAGAGAUACUUGGAGACGAGUUCAAGACUGAACAGGAUGACAUAUUGGAAACGGAGGCUUCCCCCGCCAAAGAUGAUGACGAAAUUAGGGAUUUUGAAGAGCAAUUUCCAGAUAUCAACUCCGCAAAUGGCGCAGUCUCGAGCGAUCAAAAUGGUAGUGCUACUGUAUCUAGUGGUAAUGACAAUGGCGAGGCAGAUGAUGAUUUUUCCACAUUCGAAGGUGCCAAUCAGAGUACAGAAUCCGUUAAAGAGGAUCGUUCUGAAGUUGUAGACCAAUGGAAACAACGUCGUGCUGUAGAGAUUCACGAAAAGGAUUUAAAGGACGAGGAGUUAAAAAAGGAAUUGCAGGAUGAAGCUAUCAAACAUAUUGACGAUUUUUACGAUUCUUACAAUAAAAAGAAGGAACAACAAUUGGAAGAUGCUGCUAAGGAAGCUGAGGCUUUCUUAAAGAAAAGAGAUGAAUUUUUUGGUCAAGACAAUACGACCUGGGAUCGUGCACUUCAAUUAAUUAACCAAGAUGAUGCCGAUAUCAUUGGGGGUAGAGACAGGUCUAAGCUUAAAGAAAUUCUUUUGAGAUUGAAAGGUAACGCGAAGGCUCCCGGUGCUUAA